This is a messenger RNA of Xyrichtys novacula (pearly razorfish), 399 nucleotides long. The record is from the annotation of a GenBank genome assembly. Lineage: Eukaryota; Metazoa; Chordata; Actinopteri; Labriformes; Labridae.
AUGGCCCGGCUAUUCAGGUCUUUCAUCGGGGCCGGUUCUCCGCCCGAGGGGGGGAGGAAAAGGGAGAGAGAGAGGGAGAGAGUGAGGAGGGUGUUAGGCUGUUCAUCAAAGCGCCUUUUAGAGCGCCUCUCCCGGGGACUGAGUGAGGGACUGAUCCGGCUGAGACUGUGGAGUGAUUGGGUCUAUUCUCUCUCGGUGCGCGGACGCGGUGGGAGAAACGAGGUCCGGGAGAAUCCAAAUCACAGAGCCAAAUCAAGUCCGGCAGCUCGAGGGAGGAGGAGGUGGAGGAGGUGGAGGAAAAAGGGAGGGGAUGGCGAUGAUGAAAAUGGGCACAAGUCAGUGGGAGGACAUUUUCUGGACACCUGGGUUAACCUGGAAGAGAGGGGGGCUGAGGCAUGA